Molecule: messenger RNA, 1497 nt
Organism: Aureobasidium pullulans EXF-150
Lineage: Eukaryota; Fungi; Ascomycota; Dothideomycetes; Dothideales; Saccotheciaceae
Product: putative 2-methylcitrate dehydratase
Exons: 3
Coding region: 1-1497 (498 amino acids)
Cellular component (GO): mitochondrion
Molecular function (GO): 2-methylcitrate dehydratase activity; 2 iron, 2 sulfur cluster binding
Source: RefSeq, a predicted model, not a curated record
AUGAAGCCCAACUCGGACGCCAUCGCCAGCCCGGCCCCUGCUGCCGAGUUUGAUCGCGAGAUCACCGACAUGGCAUCCUACAUCCACAACUACAAGGUCACCUCCGAACUUGCUAUCGACACAGCUAGAUACGUCUUCCUCGACACGCUGGGCUGCGGUCUCAAGGCCCUUGAGUUCCCCCACUGCACCAAGCUUCUGGGCCCUGUCGUACCCGGAACAACUGUCCCCAAUGGUACAAGAGUUCCCGGCACCCCCUACCAACUCGAUCCUGUACUCGGUGCCUUCAACAUCGGUGCCAUGAUCAGAUGGCUCGAUUUCAACGACUGCUGGCUUGCCGCUGAGUGGGGUCACCCCAGUGACAACUUGGGCGCCAUUCUGUCUGUUGCAGAUUGGAUUAGCAGAACCAACCGCAACGGUGGAAACUUGGGCAAUGGAAAAAUCUUCACUGUGAAAGACGUCCUCGAGGCCAUGGUCAAGGCACAUGAGAUCCAGGGUUGCAUGGCCUUGGAGAACUCCUUCAACAAGGUUGGUCUAGAUCACGUUGUUUUGGUCAAGGUCGCUUCGACCGCCGUUGUCAGUCAAAUGCUCGGCCUUUCCGAGGCUCAGACUCGCGAUGCCAUCUCGCAAGCAUGGGUCGACGGUCAGAGUAUGCGUACCUACAGACACAGCCCCAACACCAUGAGCAGAAAGAGUUGGGCUGCAGGCGAUGCUUGCGAAAAGGCCGUCAACCUGUGCUUGAAGGUCAUGAAGGGUGAGGGCGGUAUGGCAACUGUGCUUACUGCUCCUACCUGGGGUUUCUACGACGUCAACUUCCACGGUGCCAAAUUCAACUUCCAGAGAGAAUACGGAAGCUAUGUCAUGGAGAACGUUUUGUUCAAGGUCUCUUACCCUGCCGAGUUCCACUCGCAAACUGCCGUCGAAGCGGCCAGCCGUAUCAACAAGAAGCUCAAGGCCAUGGGCAAGAGCGCCAAGGACAUCAAGGAUGUUACCAACAGAACACACGAGGCCUGCAUCCGUAUCAUUGACAAACAGUUGAAGCCCAUGGACAACUUUGCUGAUCGUGACCACUGUGUCCAAUACAUGGUCGCAACCAUGUUCGUCUUCAACCGCCUUGAGGCAUCAGACUACACAGAUGGAUCCGAAGCAGCAGAAAGCCCGCUUGUCGAGUCGCUUCGCAAGAAAAUCAAGUGUGUUGAAGACCCUCAGUACACCAAGGACUACCAUGACCCCGAGAAGAGAACCAUCUCCAACGCAUUGACCGUCACAUUGGAAGACGGCACAACCUUGGAAGAGGAGAUUGUCGAGGCACCUCUUGGACACAGACUGCGUCGUGAGGAAGCCAAGCCAGAGAUCAUGGCCAAGUACAAGAGACAUCUGGGCCCUCACUUUGAUGAGGCGCGGGUAAAGGAGCUGGUAGACCUCGGUAACUCGCCUGAGAAGUUGUACGGCAUGGAGAUUGACAAGUACGUUGACCUCUACGUCAAGGAGAGCAUGUAA